Messenger RNA from Ascochyta rabiei, 306 nucleotides. RefSeq lists its product as uncharacterized. The transcript has a single exon. Bases 1 to 306 code for a protein of 101 amino acids. The record is from RefSeq and is a predicted model, not a curated record. NCBI's taxonomy places the organism in Eukaryota, Fungi, Ascomycota, Dothideomycetes, Pleosporales, Didymellaceae.
AUGACGUCCGUGUCCAAGGUUGGUUCACUGGCACUCUGCAUCCACAAGGUCCGUAUGCACCUCAGCCUGCACCCUUGCAUCACUUCGGUGCCACAGCAGGGCUCCCUUGCGCAGCAAUCUACCUAUUGUCAGGCAGCACAUGUGACGAGUUUGAGAACAUCGUUUUUGACAUUACGACAUUCUAUCCGAAGAUGGUGCAGACUUGCUUAUGUUGGAAGCAAAUCACACGACCCAUUCGUCACAGUUCCCCAGAUUCUGGGGAUCGCCGGGCCUAAAGCGCGGGGAAGCCCAGUGUCGCUGCGUUGA